This is a messenger RNA of Dentiscutata erythropus, 969 nucleotides long. NCBI's taxonomy places the organism in Eukaryota, Fungi, Glomeromycota, Glomeromycetes, Diversisporales, Gigasporaceae. The record is from the annotation of a GenBank genome assembly.
AUGACAACUGAUCAAAAGCAUUCAUCCGAUAAUGCACUUACUGAGCAAGAAGCUAUCAGACAUAUAGAGAAAAUAGCCCGGAUAUUUGAGUUAUAUGAGCAAAAUUUGAAGGUGUAUAAUAUGCUUUUUGGGGAAAUUGGGGUGCUAGCAAAAAAGCUAGAUAAUUAUCAUUCUGAGUAUAUCAGUUUAAAAAAGACGGUAAAAAGACUGGAAAGAGAUGUAGAGUCCCUAGAGACUGAAUUAGAAGAUUUAGAUAACUGUAUGGAUAAGGACACUGUGGUUGACUUAAUACAUGAAAUAGUUCUCUCGCUGAUUAAUGAAAAAGAUAAGAGUUUCUCCUAUUCGUCCGAGACUUCUGAAGAAUCUGAUUCAGCUGAGACAUUUGAGGUAAGAGAACGAAAAGCUGUUCCUCGUAAGCAACGAAGAAAGGCACGGCCAAGAAAGAAUAGCUCACCAGAUGCUAUUGCAAAAUAUAUUGAAGUUCCAGAACUAGACCCAUGCUCAAGGUGUAAAGAAGAGCUUUUUUUGUACGAACUUAAAAAACCAUUUACCAUACUUGUCUGUGGACAUAUAUACCACCGUAGUUGUCUUGAGGAUUAUGUAAAAGAUCCCCCGCAAUGCUCUAAAUGUGCAAUGGAAAUUGAAUCUAUUGAUUAUGUACAUUCUGGCACUUCUGAGCAAAAAAUUGAUAAGUUGACUACCGAAAAUUUAGAUUCUACAGAAAAUAUUAUUACACAGUCAAGUUCAGUACCUACCGGUGAAAAUAAUCCUGAGUCAGUUGAUUUUCUUAACUUAUAUCGUCAGAUUGUAAAAGCUGAAGAUGACGAUAUCCCUAAUGAACCGAUUUCACAUUACUACGAAGACUAUGAAGACUAUAGAGAUAGAGUUAAGGAUAACAAUUCUAUUAGUAGUUAUAUGUGGUAUUCAACUAGUAAUGAUAAUUGUGAUGAUAAUGAUUACCUUCCUUAA